Klebsormidium nitens is the source of this 399-nucleotide messenger RNA. Lineage: Eukaryota; Viridiplantae; Streptophyta; Klebsormidiophyceae; Klebsormidiales; Klebsormidiaceae. The record is from the annotation of a GenBank genome assembly.
AUGCUGGAAGUUGAGAUAAGAACGCUCACGGUCUUGCUUUUUGGCGGCUGCCUCUUCCUCACCGCAUACCUCCAAGUUCGCAAGUAUGACGUCAGCCCUCUCCGUGGCGAUGGGGGGGCCGCCGUUGCUCCUGCUUGGACCCCCCGGAAAUUGCUUUGCUGCGCUCUGAGGAAAGAAGAAGGAGCCGACGCCGCCGACUGGUCCCCCUUCCUCCGCAGCCACGAGAUGGUCGCCGUCCAGGUUCACAAGGCCCGCGAGCAUCCCCGGCUGGCGGAGGCGAUCCUGACGAUGGCAGACCUGGCCAGGGGAUCCCUCCUGACGUCACUGGCUUCGCACUUCCAACCAAGGCUUUCACCAGAACUAGGCGCUCCCGAAAUUCCGUCCCCUCCAAACGUUUGA